AUGCAGGUGGGAACAGUUUGUUCCUUUUACAUUUCUGUUCCUUUUCAAAAUAGGAACACUCAACACACUUUACAUGCGUUCCGCUUAAGGCUUUAAACAUAUGCAAAAAACCUUGUCAGAAAUUAAUUGCCCUUCGCGACAUACUAUACAUAAUUAUACAUACUUUUUCCGCUUCAAGUAACUCAUAACAUUAUCGUGCUUCUAUUAAGUUACAUUGUUUGACCGUAAAGCGCCAAACAAUGCGGAAAUUGUUGUUAUUGUGGUAUAGUGAAGGGAACAAAUUUAAGGGAUACGCUAGAUGAUGAUGAUGAUGACGGCGAAGACGACGAGGGCGACGAUGACUAUGAUGAUGAUGACGGCGAGGACAACGAUGGUUAUGAUGAUGAUGACGGCGAGGACAACGAUGGUUAUGAUGAUGAUGAUGACGGCGAGGACAACGAUGGUUAUGAUGAUGAUGACGAGGACGACGACGAAAUCUCAGCACGUCAGAUAAUGAGCAGAGCGACAGCGGCGGCAAGAAAACUGAAAAACAAACGAAGAAAAAAGUUCCAUCUUUCUCUGGAGCUCUUUCACUCCUUUGUAACCCAGAUUAUAGUUUGGUUGAUGCGUAUCCAACUCUCUGUCGCGUUUAUGCUAUAGCUGUGGCCAUCGCAGUUAGUUCGUCAACUGCAGAGCGUUCGUUUUCUGCACUCAAGAGGGUGAAGACUCGCAUUCGCUCAUCCAUGGUUCAGGAGAGACUUGAAUCUUUGCUUUCAAUGUCAAUCGAGCGUAAAAUUUUGCUCAAAUGCGAUAAAGAACAUCUCAUUAACUUGUACGCAGGGCUUUCUCCCGAACUGUCAAAAACUCUACUUUGACUUUCAUUUGGUUCAUUGGUUGUCUUUUAAAACUGUACAUGUGAUAUUAUGCUCAAUUUGCCUAAACUAUAGCUUAUAGUCUAUACGUUAUUGACAUUUGACCUGGAACAAAAUUAUGUUCUCUCAUUAUCGGCAUAUGAUAGUAAAAAUUGUCUUAUAGUAUAAUUAUAUCCGUCAGUGAUAAUAUGUUACAACAAAACCUGACUAACAUUGUUUUAGAUUGGUACUUGGUGGAAAACUGUUUCACAAAUGUGUUUUCAGAAUGCUGGAAAUGCCAUUUCACAGACUUAGAUUUUAAAAAAAUUUCUGGAAGAGCAUCCCCCCAGACCCUUCUAGGUCCCUCGUGCCUACGACACUCGAUGUGUACACUCGCACUAAUUUUCGGGAGGCUGGGCGGGGGGGGGGCGCAAUAAUCGAGAUAACUCUUAGGGGCGACAAAUUUAACACUGGCCCCCCUUGAAAUUUUCGAGCCACCACGCCACUGACUACAACAUUCUUGUUUUUCUUGAAGCACUGCUUAUCAAACACAACAAACCUUUUUUUAACACUGCACUUAAAGCUAGUAGCCUACAACUGUUCACACAACACUUCAACUUAAUUUUCUUCUACUUGUCGGGUCUUUCCUUUCUACCUUAAUCCUUUUAAUAUAUGAAACAUUGUUGUAAAUAUAGCUAAAUAAUCCAUUUUCAGUUUUUACUAAUUUCUUUAUCAUGUUUCGCUUCGCUUGGAUAAUCCUUCCUUCCGCCCACAUGACAGAUGCUCUUUCUCUGCGUUGUAUAUGUACUAUUUAAAACAGUAGAAGGAGUGUUUUAUCAUAUUUAAAACGCGAGGCGCAUGCAGCCGAGCGUUUUAGAUAUGAUAAAACACUCCUUCUCGUGUUUUGAAUAGCUUAAAAUACGACUACAAAAGAAUACUUAUUAGGAUGAACAAUUAUAUAAUCAUACUAAUUAGGAUGAACAAUUAUAUAAAGAAUACUAUAUGAGCUUUAUCAGAUAUAAAGUCACUCCACGUAACAUAUUAUGGCUGACAUGAUUUGCCACAAGGUUUACGAAUUUUUAAUGAGUGUUUUCAAUAUAUUUUAAAAAUUCAUUAAUAAUUCACGAGGAAAAUACAAAAGAAAUGAAUGUUUAAUCAAUAUUGGUAAAUCGGAUAAAGAUUUGUCCUGAUUUACAUAAACUUCAACUUUUAUUUUCUCGGCUUAGACAAUGUUUAUUUUUAAAAUUACUUCGCCAAUGUCAAUGAACUCAUAAGAUGGGUCAUUUUUUAAGUACGAUAAUUCGUCGAGAGUGUGUAUUUCAGAUACAGAUCGGCUCCUCAUGUUUUAUCUACUAUAUAUGUAUUGUAAAGUAUCGUAUUUCAUUCUGUCUGAAGAUGACUUUAAAAUAAAGUCGAAAAUUUGCAGUCUAAACCUGCGUCUUGUUUUGAAUCAUAUAUUUAAUUGUCAAGAUGUCUUGGAAUUUAUAUAACUUAGUUUAUGGCCUAUACUGUUCUAACAAAAUAAUGUAAACUGAAGCGCGAUAAUUACACUGGGAGAAUAUUAAGUGAGAAUACAAAUGUAUCUGUAUUACAUUAUACGCAAAUUCUGCGACAGUACUCGUUAUUGAUAUCAAGGACUGUAAUAUAUAUAUAAUAUAUUCCUGGCUGAACAUUCAUAUAUGCAUGAAAAAUGUCUGCAUGUUAAUUAUAAUGAAAAGUAGUAUGGUACAGAGCAGGUAUUAAUUGCGUCAAACGUUUAAAAGUGUAUAAAAUAUAUUUUUGUUUUUUUAGGAAUCUUGAAAAUGGGUUCUCCUUCAGAAAGCUCGGCAUCACGUGCGAUUAUUGCUUUGAUUGGCAUUGCAGCAAUCCUUGGUAAUGCACUUGUCCUCUGGCAUUUUACAGAAGACGAAAUAGAUUCGUGA
Molecule: messenger RNA, 2752 nt
Organism: Paramuricea clavata
Lineage: Eukaryota; Metazoa; Cnidaria; Anthozoa; Malacalcyonacea; Plexauridae
Source: the annotation of a GenBank genome assembly